This is a messenger RNA of Haplochromis burtoni (Burton's mouthbrooder), 904 nucleotides long. RefSeq lists its product as uncharacterized. The transcript has 4 exons. The record is from RefSeq and is a predicted model, not a curated record. Bases 412 to 867 code for a protein of 151 amino acids. Lineage: Eukaryota; Metazoa; Chordata; Actinopteri; Cichliformes; Cichlidae.
AACCUAACAUCGGAGUGACACAUAACACACAUUCACACUGGCUGCAUAUAUCAGCCCGGGGGGCAGAGCAGAACGCUGUAUGAAUCAGACGCGCUCACAUAUUCAGGCUUUCCAGAGGCGUUUACCAUCAGAAGAAGCAGAACAAUGAAUCAUCAGCACCCCGCAGAAGAACACAGCAAGCAACAACUCUAACAAUAAAGACGUGCUGGAGCCAAAAGGUGCAGAUAGCGAGUUUUAAAAGAUAACGCACAGGAUCAAAGGGGGAGAGGGUAAAAACCCACUGCCUCCUGAAAUACAGAUCAGCAAGUCAAGCUGGCAGCAGACGACACAAAACGCUCUCUGGAGGAGGCGGCAACUGUGGAGCAGGCUAACCGACCGGCAGAAAGGAAGCUCCCGGGGUCCCACAACAAAAUGUUGCGCGUCAUAGUGGAGCGGGAUAUCCCCAUGUCGGUGACACUGCCCAUCGAGGUGCAGGCCGACCCGGCAAACCAGCCCUUCCCUUUCCUGGACACCACACUUGCUGAUCUGGGCAUCCAAGAGUCAGAGGUGAAGGAGAGGGUGGUUUGGGUUGACACCAAGAAGACCCAGGUGAAAAACAAAGCAGGGAAGCUGAAGGAGAAAGAGAUCACUAUCCUAGAGGUACGCGUGAAAGCCCAGAAGCCAGGAGACAAACAGCUCCAGGAGGUCCUGUACAGCACCGAGGCCCACACUGACCGCUCCUUCUGCCGCACUGGAAUGGAUAUCCUGCCCUGGAAACAGACGUGUGCAGGGGAAAAUGGACUGACACCCGUGCAGAUGACUAUGGCGCUGGACACUGAAAACAAGCUGCCGGGCUUUACUCAGGCUCAGGGACAACGGGAGAUCUGAGGAGCAACACAAUGAGUACAACUGAAAUUGAACAAAC